Molecule: messenger RNA, 1254 nt
Organism: Sphenostylis stenocarpa
Lineage: Eukaryota; Viridiplantae; Streptophyta; Magnoliopsida; Fabales; Fabaceae
Source: the annotation of a GenBank genome assembly
AUGGAUUCGGAACCCAAGAAGGACGUCGAAGUCGCUCCGGCCCUCAUCGCCGUUCAUCCCGACCAAUGCUCCGUCGCCGUUGCCGUCGGGCAGCACCUCCGCGUCUUCGACCUCGCUGCCGGUGACGCAGCUUCCUUAACGGACGACUCCGACGCCGUUGCCUUCCACACUGAUAACAUCAGAGCCAUUUGCUUCGGCGCCAAAGGAAAACUAUUUGUAUCCGCCGGUGACGAUAAAACCGUCAAGGUCUGGUCAACACAGUCAUGGCGUUGCAUCACCACCGUGUCCUCUGAGAAGAGAGUAUCAGCAGUUGCAAUUAGCAACGAUGGAAACUUCGUUUGCUUCGCCGACAAAUUCGGCCUUGUUUGGAUUGUGGAUCUCGACCCUCCGUCACGCGAUAAGAAACCCUCACCUCUUCUUUCUCACUAUUGCAGCAUCAUCACUAGCUUGGAAUUUUCCCCGGAUGGUCGCUUUAUUUUAAGUGCUGAUCGUGAUUUCAAAAUUCGUGUUACUAAUCUUCCCAACAAGCCCUUAAAUGGAGCUCACCAGAUACAAAGUUUCUGUCUCGGUCAUUCAGAGUUUGUUUCCUGCCUGGCAUUUGUUCAGGGUCAGGAAUGCCCUGAAGGCCUUCUUCUGUCUGGCAGUGGUGAUUCUACAGUUCGAUUGUGGAAUGUCGACUCUGGAGCACUUUUUGAUACUUGUGAGGUUGCUCUUAAGGCAGGACUUUUAGAGGAUAAUGGCAAAGCAGAGGAGCAUGGUCAUGCUGUUACUGAUAUAUGCACCGUCCUUGAUGGUUUGCUUGUUGCAGUGGCCAUUCAGAGCUUGCAAGGAAUAAUAUUGCUGAGUUGCAAUGUUUCUGAAAAAACUCUUUCUGUUACCAAGGUGGUUUCAGUUGUUGGAGAGGCCUUUGUCCCUACCUGCUUGGGGAGCAGCCCCUCUACAGGAAAAUUGUGGAUGGUUACUGGUGUCUCAAGUUUACCUGGUUGUAGCUAUCCUGCGUUGGCUCGUGUUAGAGUAAUAUCUGAUAUAGAUAUUGAGCAAGAACCAGUUGUUCUGGGAGAUGAUAACAUACCUGGGGGAGAAAAGCUGCUAGAAACGUUGCAAGGAACUGCCUCUGUUGAUGACAAUGCUUUUUUAGCAGCAGCUGAAGCUGUCAAAACAGCUAUGUGCCACCUAUUGAUAAAAAAACAAUACCCUUCUGAGAAUAGAGAAUCUAGGAAGAAAUGCAGAAAUGAUAGAAAACUCAAGGGCUAG